AUGCAGACUGCCCUUUUAAGAAACUCAACUGGGGCUUGCCUCCUAAAGCGACUGAAGCUAGUCAAUCAUAGGUCGAAGCAGUAUCAGGCCUCUCAAUGGUGCUACCUGUCCAACGUGCGAACGGUUCAGCGCCCUCUCAGGUUUCGAUUCUUCCCGACCACCGCCACUAAGACUAUCCUACCUACUGUGUCGCAAUGGAAGGACUCAGGAAAUACAGACAUGACGGAAAGGAGUGAGAGAGUCUCUGAGAUACAGAAGGAGACGUACGAUUCCCCUGCGCAUGUGAGCAAGAGUCUGCAGUCUCUUGAGGGUCGAAUGCCUCAGUUCCUGUUCAACUCUGCAGCGGCAGGCAUGGCGGCGGCACUUGUAUACUGCAACGUGCAUGUCCCAGAGGCAGCGCUUUCCAUGGAGGUGUUUGAUCAGAUCCUGCGCAACAUUCCGCUGGCAGCCACGUGCGCCAUGAUGGGAGAUGCUGUUGCACAAGGAGUCGACCAGAGGCAUCGAGGGGUGGCAGAGGUGAAGGUGGACUGGAACAGGCUACUGUCUGCUGGAGCUGUAGCUGGGCUGCUGCAGGGAGGAGGAACCACCAUCUGGCUGUGCAACCUCAACAUGCUGAUGCCGGGUAGCAUGGUUGGGUUCGACUCGCUGUCAAAGUUCGGGGCGCUGAUGGGGAAAGUCAUUGUGGACUCGUACAUCUGGGGGACCCUUACCAACACCUUCAACAUCAUCUUGCGGCGGCUCUGCGCCCGUGACUCGCUCGGCCAUGCUGUCUCUCAGUGGAAGCGCAACAUUGUCAACGUGACGGUGUCAGAGUUCAAGUUCUGGCCAGGAUGGGGAGCGAUGGUUUACGCAUACGUCCCCGUCACAGAGCAGGUGAACGCGUUCGCGAUCGGAGGCUUCAUCUGGAGCGUCUACCUCAGCUGGGUGGCCAACAGCGUCCCUCAGGACAAGCUUGACGUCAGCAUCAACAGAAGAUACUCCCGUUACGGGUGUCCUGUCGGCCUCAAGUUACAGAAACAUCCUCGCUACACCCCAGCCGCAGUGUCCCUGCUCUCGAGCCAGGGGGGCUCUACUCUGCCUCCUCAGGUAAAGAACACAAUCUUGGCACAGAGGAUGAGCAUGCAGCUGCUACGCAACGACAAGCAUGCUCUGCCCGUGCCGAGCACCGGGCUGCCGCGGAGGAGGGGGACGGGUCCUCUCAAGUUGUGA
Molecule: messenger RNA, 1209 nt
Organism: Guillardia theta CCMP2712
Lineage: Eukaryota; Cryptophyceae; Pyrenomonadales; Geminigeraceae
Exons: 1
Coding region: 1-1209 (402 amino acids)
Cellular component (GO): membrane; cytoplasm
Source: RefSeq, a predicted model, not a curated record